Molecule: messenger RNA, 930 nt
Organism: Fulvia fulva
Lineage: Eukaryota; Fungi; Ascomycota; Dothideomycetes; Mycosphaerellales; Mycosphaerellaceae
Product: Cytochrome P450 monooxygenase mpaDE
Exons: 1
Coding region: 1-930 (309 amino acids)
Source: RefSeq, a predicted model, not a curated record
AUGUCGAACAGCAGUCCACUACCUGCACCGUCGAACGACCAAAAUUAUGUGGAACUCUCACCAAUACCCGGCGGCUCCAUUACACUGGCAGACAACUUCUUCGUCCACCCAGCAACACCAGGAGCCAAGCGAACAGUACCAUCGUUAACCUUCUUGGUGAAACAUCCCGGAACAUCUCUCUAUGGCGGUAAUGCCACCGAGCCAUUCCACAUGAUGUUCGACCUAGGCCUCUGCAAAGCCCAAAACCGCUACCCGGAGAAUCUACAAAAGCACAUCGACGGCCGAGCACCCUUCAAGCUUGAACCUGGAGUCGCCGCUCAGCUCGAAGCAGGAGGUCUCAGCCCCGGCGAGAUCGACCUCGUGAUCUUGAGCCACGUCCACUAUGAUCAUCACGGAGAUCCAGAGGACUUUCCCAAUGCACAGUUCCGAAUCGGCCACGGUGCUAUGGAUGUGCUGAAGCACGGACUAGGCGGUAUCGCGAGCCAUCAAGUCUUCCUGCCAGACACACUACCAGAAUAUCGCUCCGCAGAACUACCACCACCAAGCGACAGCACUAAGUGGCAACCACUAGGCCCCUUCCCAUCCGCUCUUGACCUCUUCGAAGAUGGAAGUGUCUAUGUGAUCGACAUGCCAGGCCAUCUCCCAGGCCACGUCAACCUACUGUGCCGGACUAAAGAGAGAUGGAUCAUGCUGUGUGGAGACGCAUUCCAUGAUCGUCGUCUCUUAACUGGUGAGAAAGAGAUCGGAACGUGGGAGGGCCCCGGGGGUGUUUGUCUGUGCAUUCAUGUGGACAAAGAGCGUGCGGCGGAGAGUAUCGAGAAGUUAAGGGAGUUUGACCAGAUGACGGGAGAUUCGUGUGAGCUUAUUGCAGCCCAUGAGGAGGGUUGGUGGGAGAAGCAUCGGCAUUUGGUCUUUCCUGGGACGAUCUAA